This is a messenger RNA of Verticillium nonalfalfae, 3297 nucleotides long. RefSeq names its product Translation factor guf1 mitochondrial (gene GUF1). The record is from RefSeq and is a predicted model, not a curated record. The transcript is spliced from 10 exons. Gene Ontology annotation, biological process: positive regulation of translation. Gene Ontology annotation, molecular function: GTP binding; mitochondrial ribosome binding; GTPase activity. Lineage: Eukaryota; Fungi; Ascomycota; Sordariomycetes; Glomerellales; Plectosphaerellaceae. Gene Ontology annotation, cellular component: mitochondrion. Bases 1 to 3297 code for a protein of 1098 amino acids.
AUGCUAUCAAGAGCUCUUCAGAGAGCCAAUACGGCAGUUCAGCUCGAUAAUGCUCAAAACUUUGAAGGGGCGCGCCAAUCGUAUGCCGAGGCCUGCGACCUGCUGUCGCAGGUCUUGUCACGAACCACAACAGAUGAAGAUAAGCGCAAGCUGGAAGCUAUCCGGCGAACCUACACUAGCAGAAUAGAAGAGUUGGAUCAUAUUGGACCAGCCCAAAGCCCAGAGGGCAAGGAGCUUCCAGCACGCCCCGAAAGCUUAGAAUUAUACUCUGGGCCAACCUCCCGCUCCACUGACGAUGAGUUUGAGGACUACGAAAAUGUUAGGGGGCUUGAUAAUUACACCGCGGUCGGCAGCGAUAAAGACCGAGACGCUGCAGUCGAGGCAGCUUACAAUGAUGGCUAUGAACCGGCUGACCACUCGGGCUUUGAGGGUAGCAGUGACGAGGAGCUUGCUUCCAAUUCCGUAGGGAGGAACCUGCCUACAAAGCAGACAGUUCAAGAUUUACAAGAUGAAGGGCACGAAAUUAGCCUCUCAAAACAGAGACAGGACUCUGAUACCAUGCGCCGGGACUUUUACGAGGAUGACUCUUCCGAGGACGAAGACCGCCUUCUGGCAGAAAUAACCCACGCCCUAGCCACUGAAGACUUGGCGAAUGCUAUCGAAACACUUGUGCACCCUCGCGGCGGUUACCUGAGCAACAAGCUUUUCGUACCUCGAGACGCGUGGAAAGUCAGAGGCGUCAAGAUCCGGGGUGUCGACGACAAAAUCGCAAUUUGUGACUAUCUGACUGCCGCGCUCCUCAAACUUGCAAAGGUAGAUACCUGCGACGCCGACGCCGUUUUAGAGGAGAUGCAGGCGCUUGAAGGUAUUCUUGAACAAGUGCAAGCGAACCUCACGCGCAAAUUUGGCAUGGAAGUCGGCGUGCAAAAUUCUGGCACUCUGUUUCGUGAUGCCUCAAAUUCCGCAGAAAUUGAAGCAGCGAUCAACGUGCCGCGGUCUGGUAGUGUCUCUGGCAAAUCCUCGUCUUUUUCAUGGCGGCGCCUCCGAUCCAAGAACUCGGCCGCAGGUCUGAGUAGUAGCUAUGGCAAAAACAAUAUUGGAGACAAUGGUAAGGAGUCACCUUCACUGGAAACUUUGCCAAUGACUGCGCAUCCCACGAGCCGUCCGGCCAAGCGUGAUAUGGGCAGUGUUGAGUUCUCUGGGCCCAACGCCCCAUAUAUGGGAUCAUUGGCACGGUUGUUUGAUGCUGCACAAGCCAUAGACCAGAUUGCUCGACAGGUAGAAGACCCCGGACUUCGUCAUGCAGAUAAAACCCAGGUAGGCCUUGAGCUCUGCACCCGCCAUGCUGCUGAGUUUUUCGGCUUCUAUAUCUGCCGCUUUGUGAUGAACGAUGUCAGCACUCUUCUCGAUAAGUUUGUUAAGAGGGGAACGCCGAGAACGCCAGACAGCCACGCUUAUCCCAAUCUCGAGCGGCGCAUUUCGUCUAUUCCCAUUGAGCGCUAUCGUAACUUUUGCAUCGUUGCUCACAUCGACCAUGGUAAGAGCACGCUCAGUGAUCGUCUCCUCGAGUUGACUGGGACGAUUUCUGCCAACGCCUCGAACAAACAGAUACUGGAUAAACUGGACGUGGAGCGCGAGCGUGGCAUCACCGUCAAAGCACAGACUUGUACCAUGAUAUACAACUACAAAGGACAGGACUAUCUUCUACACCUAGUCGACACACCCGGGCACGUUGAUUUCAGAGCCGAGGUGACGAGAUCUUAUGCAAGCUGUGGUGGUGCACUGCUGCUAGUGGAUGCGAGUCAAGGUAUCCAGGCUCAAACUGUGUCCAAUUUUCACCUCGCAUUUGCGCAGGAUCUAGCAUUGAUACCUGUUAUCAACAAGAUUGACAUGAUCUCUGCCGACACUCCUCGUGUUCUCGAGCAGAUAGAGUCGUCGUUUGAACUUAACCCCAAAGAUGCCGUGCUGGUAUCGGCAAAGACUGGUAAGAAUGUUGCAAGUAUUUUACCCCAAGUCGUGGAGCGCAUACCUGCUCCUGUCGGAGAUUCGUCAGGCCAGCUUCGCCUGCUCCUUGUUGACUCAUGGUACGACAAUUUCCGGGGUGUCAUCUUGCUUGUUCGUGUCUUUGACGGUCAGGUACAAGCUGGUGACCAACUUGUAUCACUCGGGACUGGUAACAAAUACACCGUAGGCGAAGUCGGAAUCCAGUAUCCUGGUGCCGUGUCGCAGAGCGUCCUGCGAGCCGGACAGGUAGGAUAUAUUCACUUCAACCCUGGCAUGAAACGCAUUCAAGAUGCCAAGCUCGGUGAUACGUUCACGACGGUUGGGAAUGAGGAUUCGGUUGUGCCAUAUCCAGGGUUCGAAGAACCCAAACCCAUGGUGUUUGUUGCUGCUUUCCCAGUGGACCCGAAUGACUACAGCCGUCUUGCUGACAGCAUCAGCCAGUUGGUGCUGAAUGACCGCAGCGUGACGUUACAGAAGGACUUCUCUGAAGCCUUGGGGUCCGGCUGGCGGCUUGGGUUCUUGGGGAGCUUACACUGCUCUGUUUUUCAAGAUCGUCUCCGCCAGGAACAUGGUGGAAGUGUGAUCAUCACAGACCCCACCGUGCCUACAAAGGUGGAAUGGCAAGAUGGUACCGAGGAAAUAUUCCAGAAUCCGUCUGAAUUCCCGUCCACUGAUGAUCAUCGCAUGCGUGGCGCCACAACGUACGAACUUUUCGUUACUGCGACUAUCACUCUACCUGAAGAAUACCUUGGUCGAGUGAUGGAACUGUGCGAGAGUAUGCGAGGGGAGCAGAAAAGCCUUGACUUCUUCCACGCCACCCAAGUCAUUUUGCGUUAUGAGAUCCCCGCGUCUAAUCUGGUCGACGACUUAUUUGGCAAACUCAAAGGUGCUACAAAGGGCUAUGCUACAUUAGACUACGAGGACGCUGGUUGGCGACCCAGCCAGCUGACCAAGUUGCAGCUUCUUGUCAACAAAGCUCCAGUCGAUGCUAUCUGUAGGGUCAUCCAUGUGUCCCAAGCUGAGCGACUGGGCCGUCAAUGGGUGACCAAGUUCAAGGAACACGUGGAUCGGCAAAUGUUUGAAAUCGUGAUUCAAGCAGCUGCCGGGAGGCGAAUCGUGGCCCGCGAGACAAUUAAGCCAUUCCGAAAAGACGUGCUUGCCAAACUCCAUGCAAGUGACAUCACCCGCCGACGGAAACUUUUGGAGAAGCAGAAGGCAGGCCGAAAGCGUCUUCGCGCCGUGGGAAACGUGGUCAUUGAUCAAUCUGCAUUUCAAAGUUUUCUGGCGCGAUGA